GGCGACAGACACACGGAAACGGGUUUGUCUUCUCCGGUGACUGCGACACGUUCACACAGAGCCAGACAGAGUUACUCCAGUGUUUACGUUACCGGAGCCCCGCAGAUUAACGGGAUAAAAGGAGAUCAGCUGGAAGAUAAGAACCUGAUGGAGCGUUAUGAGCCUUUGGGUCAGAUUGGGGAGGGAAGUUAUGGCACGGUGCUCAAGUGCCGCCACCGAGACUCUGGUCGCCUCGUUGCUAUCAAGAAAUUUUUGGACUCUGAUGAUGACAAGACGGUGAAGAAGAUUGCCCUCAGGGAGAUCAAGCUGCUCAGGCAACUGCGCCACGACAACCUGGUGAACCUCCUGGAAGUGUGGAAGCGUCGCCGCCGCUGGCAUCUGGUGUUUGAGUUCGUGGACCGCACUCUUCUGGAUGAUCUGGAACAACACCCAAGCGGAUUGGGCCUGAACACCAGCCGGCAGUACCUGUACCAGAUCCUGAGGGCUGCUGACUUCUGCCACCAGCAAAACGUUAUCCAUCGUGACAUCAAACCAGAGAACAUCCUCAUCUCUCAGGGUGGUGUGGUCAAACUAUGUGAUUUUGGCUUUGCCCGCACCAUGGCAUCGUCCUCCGAAGGGGCUGUAUACACUGACUAUGUAGCCACUCGUUGGUACAGAGCCCCUGAAUUACUGGUGGGAGACAUCAAAUAUGGCAAACCAGUAGACGUGUGGGCUGUGGGUUGUCUGUUGAUAGAAAUGCUAACAGGUCAGCCUCUGUUUCCUGGAGACUCCGAUCUCGACCAACUGUACCACAUCGUUAAGUGCUUUGGUAACCUGGUGACUCAUCAUCAGGAACUGUUCUACCGAAAUCCGGUCUUUUCUGGGGUCAGACUGCCUGAAUGUUCAGCCACACUCCCACUGCUGCAGCGCUUUCCCACAAUCACACCCACCGGCCUUGGCCUGGCUCAGAGGUGUCUUGAGGUGGAUCCAGAUAGACGAGCUCAGUGUUCAGAGCUGUUAGAGCAUCCUCUCUUCACACAAGACUCCUUCCAUAUCAGAUUUUUGGAUGAGCUUAAUGCCAAGAUCCAAAAAGAGCACAGGGAGAACUCCACUCUUCCCAAAAUAACCAAAAUCCCAAGACAAGACCGGGAGGAAGGGAAUGAGAAAAACCGCAGAGGAAAGGAUAGGAAGCAACCUGAAGACAUGGAUGAGAGAGUAAAUAAGGAAAAGAUGGAAAAAGCAAAAGGAAAACAACUUUCAAAGAUAUCUAAAACUAUUCGCACCACCUCAGAACCUUUAACAACCAAACAAUCCAAAACUUUAGGCAAUAAGGGUAUACAUAAUGCAGCGCAGUCUUCUAUGCCUGUGAAAAGUAAACCAGGAAAAGUUGCUGGUGCAGAGUCGAAGAAAGAGUCAGAGAUCUCUAAGUCAACUAAAACUACUAUCUCUGAGUCGGCAGAUGCAACCAGGACCACAUCAAGCCUGAAAGGCAAAAUCUCAGUGACAGCAAAAGGUGAACAUAAAAUAAGUCUUUCUCCUGAACCAAGUAAAGACCAUUUGAAAAAUAUAAAUGAAAUGCACAGUAGUGGCUCAGACAUAGCAGAAAAUAAAGCACAAAGCAUGAUGAAGAUCAGGAGGUUAUCGAAAUCUGAGCCAAGCCAAGAGUUUGCAAAAAGCUGGAGUAGCACAAACUCUAAAGUGUCCAAAAAUUCAACCAAUGUUCAACAAAAUUUGAGUUUAUCUUCAAAAGCUGCCUCAGAAUCGGCAGUAAAUCAGACAGAUGCUUGGUUGGAAUACUCUGAAAUCUCAAAUAAGGACAAUAUGGAAGAUUCGGCACCAAAACUGCUUACUGUCACAAAGUUAAGCAAGAUGAGCGCCGCCUCAGAGUUUAAGACAAACCACCCGGCAGGUGACACAGAGCUAAGGACUUCUGGAUGUCCAAAAGACUUACCAUCAAGCCCCAAAGCAUCAAAGACUACCUCAAAUGGAGGUUCAAAAACAAAGAAUAAUGCCUCAUUUUUGUCCACUAAUCCUGUAAAGACUCUUACCUCAGGUGCUUCAGAGGAGCCUUCCACCAUCUUUAGAAACAGCAGUCCUGCCUUACCCAAAGAAAUCUCACAUCCAAAGGUGUCCAAGACAAACAUGACUUCCACAACUCCUUCCAAAGCCAGGGAACUUAUAGAAGAAAAGAAUAUCGAGGAAGAUCAUGGACUUCUAAAGAGAAGUCCAGUGACAGAAACCAUUGCAAUGUCACACAUUCCUAUGUCACAUUCUCCAGGUGGAGAUCCUCAAUCGACUUCUUGUGCUAGUUGGGCGAGUGGUAAGAUCACCAAAGAAGACAUAAAAACUUCAACUUUCCUGCUGGAUGAAAACAUAUUGGUGGAAUUCACUGAUCUGAAAGCUCUAAAAGUAUCAGAACAAGAAAACCAAGAGGAUUUAGUUUUUCCCUUGUCUAUUAGUUCGGCGUCUAGAAGCUUAGGCAACGACAAAAGACACAAGAGCACAGCCUUCGAACCUGAUGCCAAAUCCUUCAAAGUCCCUCACCCCAAACAGAUCCUAACGAAGCCUGGGUCCUUUAUCAACCAUAAGAAGUCCACAGAGACACCCAAGACUCAGAAAACUACAUUUGUUGCUGAAGCGAAGAAGAACGACAACCCAGAAAGGAUUGACACAACUGUAUCUGCAGUCACAGAUUUGACUUCAGUCACGUCUGAGGACCACAAAGCUCCAACAAGAAGCUUCAUCCUUAACAACGUGGAUGCUACAGACCUAAAUAAAUUUGAUUUCAUUAUACCCCAGUCCCCUACACCUUCUCCUCCACCUCCACCUUCUUCCACUCCUUUCCUCUUCCACCCAUCCUCCACAACUUUUAUGUCUUCCCUCUCUAUCUUCAAUACCAACAACGAAGUUGCCACUGAUCACCUUUCCCAGGGAGCAAGUUUCCAUCCUGGGACCCAAAGUCACAGGUGUGUUGACAAAACAAGGCAUCAUGGUGGGAUGUUUGGUCGACAGGCCCAUAUUUCAGGGUCCUUCACCUUCCAGGCAUCAGAAAACAGUCUCGUCCGGGAUCGCUCCUUCCUGUCUGACCACUGUAACCUCGGUAACAGCAGUGUUGCCAUGGCCAAAAACAAGUCACACAUUCAUUUCCCGGAUCUAAGAAGCUCGGAUCUCAGAGGCAAACCCAACAAAUGCACAGCCAAGGAUCAGAAGAGAGACAAACAUCCAGGUCCAUCCAGUCUGCCAUCUGAAGCACAGAAAGACAUUAAUACAAACAAACCAAAGCAAACACAAUAAAUGCACCACUGUUUCCUCCGAUAAAAUGCCUUUAUGUCUU
Molecule: messenger RNA, 3313 nt
Organism: Melanotaenia boesemani (Boeseman's rainbowfish)
Lineage: Eukaryota; Metazoa; Chordata; Actinopteri; Atheriniformes; Melanotaeniidae
Product: probable serine/threonine-protein kinase MARK-A
Exons: 11
Coding region: 148-3273 (1041 amino acids)
Biological process (GO): protein phosphorylation
Cellular component (GO): nucleus
Molecular function (GO): cyclin-dependent protein serine/threonine kinase activity; ATP binding
Source: RefSeq, a predicted model, not a curated record